GUGUUUUCUAUUAUAAUCUGAAAGCAGCAUUGUCUGUCUUGUCUUCCUCUUCAUUUCUUUUUUUUUUCUUCUUUUCUUUUUGGAUUUUCGAGACAGGGUUUCUCUGUGUAGUUUUGGUGCCUGUCCUGGAUCUUGCUCUGUAGACCAGGCUGGCCUCGAACUCACAGAGAUCCACCUGGCUGGGAUUAAAGGCGUGCGCCACCGCCGCCCGGCUCCUCUUCAUUUCUAACACUUAGAAUGUCAGCGACUGGUGUGUAGUAAGUAGACGCUCAGUAAAUGUUUGGUGAGUGGAUGAAUGGACAUAGGAGCUGUGAAUAUAGGGCAAAACUGAGUUAUCCUCGGAGAGGUGCCUUUCCUGGGUCCUUGCCCUCUUCAUCUGCCAGCUCCAAGUGUUUCCCAGAAAUUCUGAGCUUAAUUAUUCUGUAGUUAUCAAUUGUACUAAAAAUAAUUAGCAGGCUGGAGAGAUGGCUCAGUGGUUAAGAGCACUGACUGCUCUUCUUGAGGACCUGAGUUCAAUUCCCAGCACCCACAUCAGGUGGCUUACAACUGUCUGUAACCCCAGCUCCAGGGGGAUCUCACACCUCUGACCUCUGUGAGCACUUGCAUUCGUGUGCACAUACUCCCCCCGCCCCCCAUACACCUAAUUAAAAUAAUAAAAAUAAAUCUUUUAAAAUGAUUAGCAGCCAGGGCCAUUAUCACCUACAAAUAAGAAUGUGGGGAUACUGUUCCAGAGUAUCCAUCUUUGUCCUUAGAGAAGUGUGGUGGGGAUGCCCCAUUGCUAAGAGCAGUACCUCAGUAUCCUAAUAAUCCAUGUCCUAGCUUCUUAUGAGUAGAAAUGAACUGAAUCCCGUGGAUGCUGCACUGUCUUAGGACCUUAGGUCCAGGGCAGCUAAUCUUAGGUACCUCUAAGGUCACUCACAUCAAUGUCACCCCCCACCCUCCCAGGUACACAUAUACUAUACCACGUACACUCUUACCAAUGAGGAGGGCUGUGCGGAAGGAUCAUCCAAGGUCAUGAACAGACUAAAAUGUCAAGGCAGCAGGUCACUCCCUCCAAAAGAUAGUGGAAAUAAAUUUGAAUAAACAAAACAGGUUUGCUGAAAUAAAACCAGGACACCUCCACUGCUCCAGUCAGCCUGCUUCCAGAAGGCCUGUCAGACAGGGUAGCACCUGUGGCUGAGUGAGCAGUGUCCAGCAUGUACCAGGUUGCUGCAUUCUUGGCUAUGAUCAUGGGAACCCACAUCAUCAGUUCAGAGAUCCGGAAUGACUGUAGUCAUUGGCCCAGCUGCUGCCCCAGCAAAGAACAAGACUCCACUCAGGAGUUGCUGACGUGGAACCCUGCAUCUACGUCUCCUCCAGAGCCUCUGAGUCUCACCUACCACCCAGAAUCCUGCAAGGCCAGCAGGGAUGGACCCCUCAACAGGAGGGCCAUCUCUCCUUGGAGCUAUGAGUUGGACAGGGACUUGAACCGGGUCCCCCAGGAUCUGUACCAUGCAAAAUGCCUGUGCCCACACUGUGUCAGCCUACGGACAGGCUCCCGCAUGGACCUGAUGGGCAACUCGGUACCCCUCUACCACAACCAGACGGUCUUCUACCGGCGGCCGUGCUACGGACAGCAAGGUUGCCAUCAUGGCUACUGCCUGGAGCGCAGGCUCUACCGCGUCUCCUUGGCUUGUGUCUGUGUGCGGCCCCGCGCAAUGGCGGCUUAAUCACGCUUGCCACCUACCUGAGGCUGAUAUCUUGCCGCAGUGGGCCAGGGUACCUGAAUGCUCAAGCCCUCCAGAGCCCUACCUGAAGCACCAGGAUCCUGGGACCAGACGGAGAACUUGGGGAGAAACCCUGACUUUUGCACUUUUUUGAAAGAACUUUUGGGAAGGAGCAGUUGCAGCCCGGGGCUGCUUGGAAGAUGCUGUCGUGGCAUUUCCUCCCAGAAAAGGUCUCCAGAGGGCCUGCCGGUCCCUGGAAGCUGUACUACUGACUCUCCCUUCCCUCUGGAUUCCCCUGACCAGCACAGGCACUUUCUCUGUAUUUCCCCCUUUGCCCUUCAUUUUGUUGGCUGGUGGAUACCAGCGCUGUAGGCAGCCAGGUGUAAUUACUUUGACAUGGAUAAUUCUGAGGAGAGAGCUGUUAUUGAACGCGAAGAGAUUUAUCCAAAAUAAAUAUCUGUAUUUAAAACCGG
Molecule: messenger RNA, 2179 nt
Organism: Peromyscus californicus insignis
Lineage: Eukaryota; Metazoa; Chordata; Mammalia; Rodentia; Cricetidae
Gene: Il25
Product: interleukin 25
Exons: 4
Coding region: 1197-1709 (170 amino acids)
Cellular component (GO): extracellular region
Molecular function (GO): cytokine activity
Source: RefSeq, a predicted model, not a curated record